AUGAAUGAAACUUCGGAAGAAAAAAAUGAUAAAAUAAAAUCUACAAAGAAAUAUAAUGUUUACAUUGUAAAAAAUAGUAUUAAACACGAAGAGGAUGGUUAUUCUGCUAUUCAAACUGCUAAGUCACAAUUCUUUGAUUUGGAUUCUUCUAGCAUUUUUACACCAUCAAAUGACUUUAAAAGUGUUUUAAACCCUAAAGAAUUUGUAGACUUAUCAGGUUCUAGCGAAUUUGUUAAAACAUUUGUAAAUAAAAACUUUUCAUUUAGUGAAAAUGUGAAUGACACAAUUUUGGAGCAUAAAAUGCCAUGUGAAGAUGAAAAUAAUGUUUUAUCUGAUAAUGACACCAAUACGACGUUAGAAUAUCUUUCAAACGACCAAAGUACCAUUUUAAAUGCAGUUACGUGUUCAUUGGAAGAUUUUUCAAAUGUUUGUAGCAGCGAAAAUGAUAAAUUUACAAAUGUAGUGCAAGAUGAAUCUACAAAUUUUAUCGAAAAGUUUGCUGACAGUGUUUCUCGCAAAUUUAAAAUCAAGUUAAAUCGCGUUCAGACGAAUAAAGAAAGCACACAUAAUGAAAAUCCUACACAAGAUGAUUCAUUUAAAAUAAAAGAGCGGCGUUAUUUAUUUUAUAAAAGUAUUGUUAGGCGUUUAAAAGAUCAACUUCCUCAGAUAGAUUUUCCUAUUGAAUUGAAAGGAUACGAAUUCGAAAAAGAAGAUAUUUCUAUUCUAACAGGACCCUAUUGGUUAAAUGACAAAGUUGUUAAUUGUUAUAUGGAAUAUCUUAAUGACUAUGACAAAAAGCUUUAUGUGUUUAGUUCGUAUUUCUACACAAGUUUAAGAAGAGGCGGGAUUGAAAAAGUCAAAAAAUAUACUUCAAAUAUAAAUAUAUUUACACACAAUUUAAUUUAUUUUCCUGUACAUUUACACAAUCAUUGGAUUUUUGUGUGCUAUGAUGUUCUAAAAAAACAAUUAGAAUAUAGAGAUUCUUUACUUGGAUACUGUCAAUCGGUUAUGGACAAUAUUUCAGAUUUUCUAAUUUUUGAAUAUAAAAGAUUAUUUAAUAAAGAUUUAAUUGUUAAUAAAAAGUUUAUUGAAGAUAUUCGUACACAAUCUAAUGGAUCUGAUUGUGGUGUCUUUGUACUUAUGUAUGCUAAAAAUAGAUUAAAAAACACAAAUACAUUAAUUUACAGUAACAUGCAAAAAUAUAGAAAUAUAAUUUUAUUUGAAUUAUUUAUUAACAGAAAGAUAUUAUUUAAUGUGUACGACUAA
Messenger RNA from Vairimorpha ceranae, 1266 nucleotides. RefSeq names its product ulp1 protease. Gene Ontology annotation, cellular component: nucleus. The transcript has a single exon. The record is from RefSeq and is a predicted model, not a curated record. Bases 1 to 1266 code for a protein of 421 amino acids. NCBI's taxonomy places the organism in Eukaryota, Fungi, Microsporidia, Nosematidae. Gene Ontology annotation, molecular function: deSUMOylase activity. Gene Ontology annotation, biological process: protein desumoylation.